AUGAAACUGAUGCUCCGCCUGAACAGCAGAGAAGGGGGACAUAAGGUGAGAGCGCAAUCCACAAUCCAGGACAAAAUGGUGUUUCCACAUGAGCUGGACCUGUCCACUCCCACCUUAUUUAAAAGCUUUCUGCGUUUUGGGUUAUUCCUGGGCCUCAUCUUCCAGUUUAUCCGCAUCCUGGCUGCCAUCUUCUCCACAUCCAGAGGCCAUGAGCAGGAGGAGGCCACUGAACAGAAGAAGAAACCUAAAGGGCCGGCACCACAGACUCGACAGAAGCCAAAGAAAGAGAGAAAAAAACAAACAUUAAAUAGCCUAAUGGGAAAGAUUAACUCCGUGGCGGUAAAGCGCUUUAAAGCUGGCGGUCACCGCCCGCCACCGGAACCGAGGGCCACGAAGAAGAGUCCGUUUGAAGACAGCGGCGCAACUCCGACCACAUGUGCGUUGGAGGCUCCGGUUGCUUCCGGUGGAGCUGCAGGCGGUCUGGGGAGGCCCGAGCUCCACACCACUCUGUCUCUGAGAGCUGCACUUCACUCAUUAAAGGAGACGGACUUCAACUCCAAAAAAGCUGUUAAGGAGACCCUGUGCAAAUCCGAGAGGAUCAAAAGCCUGAUCAAUGCCAGGGCGACUGAAGGCGCUUGGUUUCAACACUAA
Menidia menidia (Atlantic silverside) is the source of this 651-nucleotide messenger RNA. The record is from the annotation of a GenBank genome assembly. Lineage: Eukaryota; Metazoa; Chordata; Actinopteri; Atheriniformes; Atherinopsidae.